GACAGAGACAGAGAGAAAGGUCUUCCUUUUGCCGUUGGUUCACCCUCCAAUGGCCGCCAUGGCCGGCGCAGCGCGCUGAACCGAUGGCAGGAGCCAGGUACUUAUCCUGGUCUCCCAUGGGGUGCAGGGCCCAAGUACCUGGGCCAUCCUCCACUGCACUCCCUUGCCACAGCAGAGAGCUGGUCUGGAAGAGGGGCAACCGAGACAGAAUCCAGCGCCCCGACCGGGACUAGAACCCCGUGUGCUGGUGCCGCAAGAUGGAGGAUUAGCCUAGUGAGCCGGGGCGCCGGCCUUUUUUUUUUUUUUUUUAAAGAAUCUCUAGAACAGACUGGACCAUCUCUAAGCUGCUGGUGUGACAGGCACUCGCUGUUGCACGCUGGCAUCGCUAGUGCGCAGCCCAUUUGGUUUCACUCACUUCGCCAGCAUCAGGGACUAGGGUACUCAGCGUGUUUGACAAAUAGAGCCACGCCAAACACAUUCACACAUCCCCAUAAACGAUAAGAGGUAGCUCAUGGUGCAGCAAAAAUAAAUUCUUUAAUUUGGCCCAGGUUUCACAUAACACCAGUUCAUAAGGCAGUUACGCCUCUAAAGGAUCAGUGCCCCUGCAAAUAGCACAUGGAGGACACAUCAUUUAAAGAAAUGUUUCUUUGCCCGAACAGAAGUUCAGAUCUGCUCAAUUGUCAUUCAUUUUGUUCUGUGUCCUUUAGGGGCUCAAACCGCGAAAUCAGGCCCAGUUCGGGUGCGCGAGCCUUGGCUGGCGGAGGGGGCGAGAGGCGCGCAGCAUAGGGUGGGCGAGGGGGCGACGGGGUGUGAACGUGGGAAUACCGUCCCUUUCUUCUGGGAACCAUGGUGACACAGGUGGAAAGCUCAGUGAUAAUGUUGCCGACCCGUAAAUAUCCUGUUGUGAGUCCCAAACCCCAAGAAUCGGUGUCCCAGGAACGGGGAAACAGAAUAUCCGACAAACUUCAGUCACCGCGUGGACACACGUGGAACCCCGCAACCUCGACCUCAGUGCGCACGCUUGUCUGGGCUGGGUGAGGGCUGGGGUGUGUGCCGGUGAGGUCCCAGUCCCGCAGGUUUAGCGUCGGGUCCUGGGGGAGCGCGAUGGGCGGGGGUGACAGGGGUAGGCCGCGGACCACGCGUGAACCAGAGAGCGCAGAGGCCCCGCAGCGCUCGCCGCGCCCGCCAUGAUUAGCUCCAUUCGCGACACCCGGGAGGGCGGACUCUCUCUUCACCCUCCUCUCCUCCUCCCUCUUCUCCCUCUUCCUUUUUAAGGGACGCCUCGCUGGCAGAGCUGUCAGCAGCUGGGAGGCCAUUUGCACUUGGCGGCGGCCAGUCUGACUCCCGCUCCUGUAACAGGCAAGGGCGGGGGCUGGGCAGCCGCACGUGGGGAACAAAUUCUGCCUCCUUCGGGCUCCUCUUGGGACCAGGCUACAGGCACACGUCGGGACGCAGUGUGGUCCUGGACUUGGCAGCCCUCGCCCUACGAGAUGGCUCCCGUGAGGAGUGGGGAGGGAGGUGGCCGGGGGGGAUCCGCGCGCCCCUCGUGCCCCUCGCGCCCCUCGCAUGGUGAGCCUGGCAAAGGGCGGCAGCAGCAGCCUCAGUGGCAGCCUCUGCCAGCACCUCCCAUGGUCCCUCGCCAACUCGCACCCGUGCACCAUGCAGACCCCCUGCCUGCGGAGUCCUCAGAGCAGCCCCUGUUGCCUCUCCGGCCACCGCUAGCCUCAGAGGGAGCGGUCAGCCGCCCGUGGCGUACCCCGAGGGAGGCGGAACUGUGGUGCCAGGAGUCAGUCCCAGCUCAGCCCUCGCUCUCCAGCUGCGUGCGUCCCCUUCCCCGCCGCCCAGGCAUCCAGAGGCGAUGGAGGCGCUGCUGGCUCUCUGCCUCCUGGGCUGGCUGCCCUGGGGACCUGCGGGUGCCCAGCAGUCUGACGAGUACUGCCGCGGCUGGUUGGCCGUGCAGGGCAACCACCACGAGGGCUUCCAAUGCCCGGACUUCGACACGUUGGACGCCACCAUUUGCUGAGGCUCCUGAGCGCUCCGCCGCUGCUGAGCCGAGGCCAACGCCAGGCUGGAGCAGGGCGGCUGCACGAAAGACUGCGGCGAGCUGGAGCACCCGGGCAUCACCACGCAUAAAUGCCAACCCCUCUACGUCCCCUUCCUCAUCGUUGGCUCCAUCUUCAUUGCAUUCAUUAUCCUGGGCUCUUUAGCAGCUAUUUAUUGUUGCACCUGUUUGAGACCCAAGGAGCCCUCACAGCAGCCAAUCCGCUUCUCACUCUGCAGCUAUCAGAUAGAGAUCCUGCCCAUGAUCUUGACCUCCACGAGCCUCAGGACACUUUCCAGACAGUCCAGCACAGCCACCAGCUCCAGCUCCACAGGUGACUCCAUCCUUAGCGUCUCCUUUGCCAGGAUGGAGCCAAACUGCCUGGUGCUCUCACCUCCCCCACCUUACACCACAGGCCACCCAAUCCACCUGACGCAGCCAUCUGGUUUCCUGGUGUCACCUCAAUAUUUCACUUACCGCCUUCAACAGGAGCCCCCACAGCCUGGGAAGAACUGUCCAGACUUCAGCUCCAGUUGACAGGUCAUGGCCAUGAAUCCAGCAUGUAGUAAAGUGACAGACAGGUGGAGUGAUGUUUCCAAUGUCAAGUGCUUUGCUGAGGGAAUUUCUCAUGUAAUUGACCAACGUCUUGGCAGAAAGUGGUAAGAAAACACAGCACUUUCUAGUCUUGAGGUUCCUGACUACAAUCACAGAAUGUCUGGCUUGGCAGAUGUUAUGACUAUUGCAUUUCAACCCAUGCUACUUCUAUUCAAAAUAUGCAACAGUUUGACUUUGAAGUCACAAAUUGACUGAAAAUGUUUUACUCGACAAUUUAGCUGUGCAGUGCUUGGAAAAGGGCUACAUGAUCUUUUUCACAUCAGUUGUUUAUGGAGUUAUUAUACAAAUAUACAUAAAUGAGUGAAGAAAAAUACCUAAUUGUGAUUAUCAAAGGAUCAGUUAAAAAUUAACUAUGAAGUAAACUUGAGAAAUCAAUGAAUAACCUAUUUAUAUCUUUUGGAGUAACCUAAUAAUAUUAGCAUGUUGGGAACAUUAACUUUCUAAAUUAAUAAGUAAAUUUUGUUUUAAAUAUUAUUUUCUUUCAAUAAUUCAAAGUUUCAAUAACCACAGGAGGAGCUUCAAGUUUUAUGCACUCUUAUAUAUUUGUUCAUUGCAACACAGUUUCUAUGUAAAGUCAUUUCCCCAACCCACCUGAGGGAAUAUUUAUUGCAGACUUUUUGGUCAGCAACAUUUAGUGUUUAAAUGAAAGUUGAACAGUUGGCUCUUAAAACAUUUAUUUAUAAAAUGAGUUAUCAUUAAAUAAAAGUCAAAAAAAUGAGUUAUGUAUAAAUGUAAAAAUUGAUAUUUUAAUAUAUUUACUACACUGAUAGUACUAAUUAUUUAGUACUCACACUGUAAUUUCUAUGUUAAUGAUAAUUGUGGCGUUCUAAGUCCAGCUAUUGGUGUAAUCAUCUAAUAUUACAUAUCUCAAGGGCCACUGAAUUUCAUGCCUGAUGAUUAUGUAUGUAUUUGGGCAAAUAUCCUGCUGGGUUAGAAUAAAUAAAAUAUGUUUUUAUGAACUCUAUUUGAAUUUCAGAUCAAAGCACUUCAUUUUAUCUCCUGAGAGAUAUUGUUUGUUAUUCAAUAAAAAGAAAUGUCUUUACCUCA
Messenger RNA from Oryctolagus cuniculus (rabbit), 3703 nucleotides. RefSeq names its product protein shisa-3 homolog. The record is from RefSeq and is a predicted model, not a curated record. Lineage: Eukaryota; Metazoa; Chordata; Mammalia; Lagomorpha; Leporidae.